UUACGAGCUAAUUUGGAUAUGACGCUGCGUGAUAGCCCCAUAGCUGUGCUCGAUGGUGGUCCUCCUGGAGUUGACCUAAAACUGCAUAAUUCAGAUGAACUUCAUCAGUUGCCUAUUUCACAAAUGGGUAAUUACGAAGAAUACAUCAAGGGUCUAGCUGCAGUCGGUAAAGGUCCGCUUCGGCCGGUUGAACCAACGCCGGUUCGUACGCAUGCGUUUGGAAAUCCCUUCAAAACUGAUAAGAAGAGUUUGGCAAUCGAUGAGGUUGGCGAAGGCAUGGUUGGAGCGAAUGCGGCGGUGCCAACUGCUAAAGAAACCCGUAGGGAACGCAAGGGCACUGAAGGCAUUGGUCGACCGCCUAAGCGGAAACCUGGCCCAGUGGCGCCAAAUUGUCUGCAGCAGUGGAGGUUGUAA
This is a messenger RNA of Strongylus vulgaris, 414 nucleotides long. NCBI's taxonomy places the organism in Eukaryota, Metazoa, Nematoda, Chromadorea, Rhabditida, Strongylidae. The record is from the annotation of a GenBank genome assembly.